Messenger RNA from Purpureocillium takamizusanense, 2089 nucleotides. RefSeq lists its product as uncharacterized. Lineage: Eukaryota; Fungi; Ascomycota; Sordariomycetes; Hypocreales; Ophiocordycipitaceae. Gene Ontology annotation, cellular component: cytoplasm. Bases 348 to 1601 code for a protein of 417 amino acids. The transcript is spliced from 4 exons. Gene Ontology annotation, molecular function: ATP hydrolysis activity; GTP binding. The record is from RefSeq and is a predicted model, not a curated record.
CCGGGAAGAAUUGGAUGGAUCCAAUGCCACUGGAGUCCUGGACAGUGGGUAGGGGCAUCUAUCAUUUGAUGGCGGGGCAGCUCAAGUUGAGGCUGCGGGCUGCCUGCCCCUCACCUCAGCCUUGUCCGCUUUCGCCUCGCCGUGCGUGCAGUGGGUGCUGGAAAUUUUGCGACGACAUGCGACGCCGUCCCGCGAUACACUAUAUACGGCACCCCGUCCGCCGCCCAAGUCGAGUCGACGACAACUCCAAAUGAUCGAUCCGCGCGAGGGCUCACAGCUGCCGUCCCCCCUCUGAGCUCACCCCUUCCCUUUGCGCCUGACCGCCUGGCGCCCGGCCCCUCCCCGCCAUGCCUCGAGAUCCGCUCAUCGGGCUCGUGGGGAAGCCGUCGGCCGGGAAGAGCACCAUGCUCAACAGCCUGACCGACGCUUCCUCCAAAGUCGGCAACUUUCCGUUCACAACGAUCGACCCGCAGCGGGCGAUAGGCUACCUACAGAUCGACUGCGCGUGCGCGCGGUACAAGGUCUCGGACCGGUGCAAGCCCAACUACGGCGCGUGCGUCGACGGCCGUCGCUCCGUGCCCAUCGAGCUGCUCGACGUCGCGGGGCUGGUCCCCGGCGCGCACCAGGGCCGCGGCCUGGGCAACAAGUUCCUCGACGACCUGCGCCACGCCGACGCCCUGAUACAUGUCGUGGACGCCUCGGGCACCGUCGACGCCGAGGGCAAGGAGACGCGCGGCUAUGACCCCUCCGUCGACAUCGCCUGGCUUCGCAGCGAGGUCGUGGCUUGGAUCCUCGGCAACCUGAUGCAGCGAUGGGGGUCCGUCCGCCGCAGGCACAUGGCCGUCAAGGCCUCGGCCGUGGACACGCUGCAGGGCCAGUUCUCCGGCUACGGCGCCACGCAGACGGUCAUCAACCGCACGCUCGACCGCUCAGGCGUCAGGGAGCCGCUCGAGGACUGGUCCGACGCGACGGUCGAGCAUAUCGUCAACAGCUUCGUCGACGAAAAGUUCCCCACCGUCAUCGCGCUCAACAAGAUCGACCACCCGGACGCGGACAAGAACAUCUCCAAGAUUGCCAAGAUGCAGGGCCCCAAGACCAUCGUCCUGUGCUCGGCCAUCUCGGAGAUCUUUUUGCGCAAGAUGGCCAAGCAGGGGUACAUCAAGUACGUCGAGGGCAGCGAGUUCAUCGACACGCGGGAGGACCUCGUGGAGCAGGGCGACCCGACGGGCGGCGACCUCAAGGAGCUGGACGAGAAGAACCGCAACCGGAUCGAGAACCUCAAGGACAUGGUGCUGUACAGGUUCGGGUCCACGGGCGUCGUCCAGGUCCUAUCGCGGGCGGCGGACCUACUCGGCCUGGUGCCCGUCUUCCCCGUCAGGAACACGACGACCUUUGGCUCCGGCGCCAGCGAGUCCAAGUUCGUCUUCAGGGAUUGCGUGCUGGUGAAGAAGGGGUCGACGGUCGGCGACGUGGCCAAGAAGGUCAUGGGCGACGCGCCCAUCGCGUUCGUCGAGGGCGCGGGCAAUCUGAGGGUGGCCGAGGACGACAUUGUCGCCGUCGGGAAGAACGAUGUCUUAUCGUUUAAAGUCGGGCGGGCUUAAUCUAGAAUCACAUCCAACACUACGAACAUAACCUCCUCAACCACGACGACUAACUACAAUAUGCCUGCAUAUUUUGAGCAUCGCAUAUCGCCAUGUCUGCACACACAUACACACGCCCACACAUCGAUCAGGCUCCGCAAAUAUACAUUUGUAUCAUUAUUCUACAGUCCGCAACUCGUAGAGCACACCGUGACGGGCCUUCCAAUACCAAUUACUGAAGCAAAUGGUACUCUCUCGCCCGAAAUCUUGCGUCCUGGGUAUCCUUGUCCGCUCAUGUCUCUCGUUCAUCGUAACCCUAAACGCCGUCCGAAAGGUCCGUCAUGCUGCAUCGCCGUUCGUCUCUCAUCCCGUACCAAGUCGCGGCACUUCACCCAUCUAGCACCGCUGUCGUUGUCAUGCCAUUACCGGUUGCAACUCCAGCCAUGCGGCAGACACCACCUACCACACCACCACCAUCACCAACGCAGCCACCAUUUACAUCUUUUGCG